AUGUUUGCGCAAGAGUAUAUCCCUUUUGCGACAGACACAGCACCGUCUACGGACGAGCGCGGUAUCCCACAACCCUCCCAUCUCACGCGCAAAGCAUCAUCCGCCAGCAGUGCGUUCUUGCGAGAGCUUCUUGGCCCGGAGAUGGCUCUCUCGAUCAUGCCUCCCGGCUGCCGCACCAUCGCCUUCUCGCAGUGGGGUGGCUUCACUGCAGCGCCCGAGCAGGUCACACCGACCGGAGAGCUCAAGGCCUCAGACCUGUACAUGGAUCGCGGCAUGACAUCCACCUUCAACCCUCCGACGUCCGAAUGGUGUUAUCUGGGAGUGAACCAGCCAAAGCCAGACCCCAGAUACAACGCGCAGCCCAUUCCAGAUCUUCGCAAGCGCAAGCGGAACUCAUCGACCAGCAUCGCGACUGUGAGCGAGCAAGGCGAUCAGGGUGCCAGACCCAAGCCAACGACUUCGCCCGUCCGCUUUACUAGGCAGACACUGAAGCGAGUGAACACCAACUCCGAGCUCACAAGGUCGUUCGAGAUGGUGUCCAUCAAGGAAGAGAAGAAACCCACGUUGGCCGAAAAGUUCGCGUUCGAGGGACUGAACUGUGAGGAUCUUCCGUCAGCAUUCGACUCCGACGACGAAGAAGAAGACUACGACAUCCGACAUGCUCGCUGA
Messenger RNA from Alternaria novae-zelandiae, 669 nucleotides. RefSeq lists its product as uncharacterized. The coding region runs from base 1 to 669 and encodes 222 amino acids. NCBI's taxonomy places the organism in Eukaryota, Fungi, Ascomycota, Dothideomycetes, Pleosporales, Pleosporaceae. The record is from RefSeq and is a predicted model, not a curated record. The transcript has 2 exons.